Messenger RNA from Stegostoma tigrinum, 702 nucleotides. RefSeq names its product distal membrane arm assembly component 1 (gene dmac1). The coding region runs from base 102 to 353 and encodes 83 amino acids. The transcript is spliced from 2 exons. Lineage: Eukaryota; Metazoa; Chordata; Chondrichthyes; Orectolobiformes; Stegostomatidae. The record is from RefSeq and is a predicted model, not a curated record.
GGAAGGUUUAGGGGCGGACCCAUUUUCCGGUGGAUCUGUCCGACCGUCCGAAGGGUCCGGGUUGGAUUUCUCCCCCCCCCCCACCACCUUCGGUUCCGCUGAUGGCGGCGGCGCCUCCUCCUCCUCCUCCUCCACGGGACGUGUUCAGGAAUUGCUGGGGCUGCCGCCUGGUGUGCGGACUGGGCCUGCUCGGGGCCGGAGGCUAUGUAUUCGCUUCGGCCCGGAGUGUGCUGCGGAGGACGGCGAGUGCCCCCAGCUUCGGGACGGUGGCUCAGAUGGUCUUCGCCCUGGGUUUGGCUUCCUGGGGUGUGGUCGUCUUAGUGAACCCAGAACAGAAAUCGCAGUUAAAGUAAUUGAGACUGGACAAGAUCUGCACCAGGAACACUCUCAAGGAGAGAGCCGUCAGAGUGAACACUAACUGUGAUGUCUGAAUAUCAUCAGCACUGUGACAAAGAGAGAAUUCAAAUCAUGGUCUGCCCCGAGAGAAUCCGAGUAGCAUUUUUCACAACAUGGAAAGAACUCAUUACUUUAACCAGUUUCUCAACAUUGCCUUGAGAACAUAGAAGAAAUCACUUUAGCGUUGAAGUGGCAUGAAUUUCUGUGUGUGCGUGCACAUAAUCAAUCUGUCUGUGUGACGCUAAUGGAAUAUACAUCAUUGUAACCCUUUCUGUAACUCACUGAAUUAAAGUCACAGUAACUCUG